Messenger RNA from Guyanagaster necrorhizus, 388 nucleotides. RefSeq lists its product as uncharacterized. NCBI's taxonomy places the organism in Eukaryota, Fungi, Basidiomycota, Agaricomycetes, Agaricales, Physalacriaceae. Bases 1 to 270 code for a protein of 89 amino acids. The record is from RefSeq and is a predicted model, not a curated record. The transcript is spliced from 4 exons.
AUGAAUAUGACGGGAGUCAAGUCAAUCCAUACGCCGCUGGGACUAUCGCAUCCCCCUAUGGAAAAGCUUCUCUACGAUGAGUGCACGGGUGUUUUGGUGGCGUAUGAUGAUGGGACAUCGGAAACGUAUUACACGGAUGACUCGUGGAAGACGCUGGACGAAACCACUCCAGCUGGCUUUGAAGACAUGGAUUUGGAUGACAGUCCGUGGAUUAGUGCGACGGAGUGGGUGAAUGGUGAAGCGAAUUUGGUGACUGUUCCGCGUGCGUAAUACUUCUAUACCCUUUGAUCUUCAAUGAUAUGUUGGUGCUGGUUUCUUCUUCGCAGUUCACUGUGGCUCCGAGUCGGUGUGGCGGUUCGUGGGAGAGAAUUGGUGUGAGUUUACGUGA